Messenger RNA from Strigops habroptila (Kakapo), 3508 nucleotides. RefSeq names its product tubulin alpha 8 (gene TUBA8). Gene Ontology annotation, biological process: mitotic cell cycle; microtubule cytoskeleton organization. The transcript has 6 exons. Gene Ontology annotation, molecular function: GTP binding; structural constituent of cytoskeleton. Bases 1878 to 3221 code for a protein of 447 amino acids. Lineage: Eukaryota; Metazoa; Chordata; Aves; Psittaciformes; Psittacidae. The record is from RefSeq and is a predicted model, not a curated record. Gene Ontology annotation, cellular component: cytoplasm; microtubule.
CGUGUGGACAUAAGAAGCCCUCUGAGAACGUCCAGACCAUCCCAGUUGCAUGCAGGCUGCACAUCACCCCAGGAGCAUGGGCUAUUCACAGGCCCUCUGGCAGUACCAGCAAAGCCACUUUAAACACAUGCGAAAUUCACUUAUUUGCGCACCAUGGCAGAGCUUUUUUAUGGUCAGCCCUAUUUAGCUCUCAUCAUCAUCUAACAGUGUCACCAGGUAAAAGCUGAAGUGGGCAAGUCUUGACCAGGCUGCUGGGCUAUCAACCCUCCCUAUGCAGGGCAUGUCUCAGGUGUGUUCCACGCAGGACAGAGAAGUCCCCCUAAAAGCUCACUAUCUGCCCAACAGGUUGAAUGCCUGCAUCAAGCAAGAUGACUUUCUUUCCAAGAACCCAGGUCCAGACCGCAUCUGCCUCAUAUCUUUAUGUUGUAGAGCCCAGAGGCUGACUCUGGGGACAACAAAACUCACCGGUACCUGGGAGCACAGUCCUACACUGAGCUUUCAGGUUACCCUCUAAAUCUAGGCUGAGGGUUUUCUGCCCAAGCACUCCCCAACACAGGUAGACAGAGCAACAUAAGGAAACCUCAUGAAAAACAGUAUGCCCAAGUCUUCCUCAGGGUUUUUACACCUGUAUCUGGCCUUCAUCAGAGACCAGCACAUAUUUCCAGCACUUGAGUUCAUGGGCUGUCUCAAGACAGAGCAGGUCUUUGGUCUAAAACUUAAGCUAUGCAUGUGUGAGAAAGGGAAAAAGAGUGACCUGGGUCAUCCCCAGACUUUUCAAGCUCAAUUAAUUCUAAGAGGAGACAAAGCCAGUGUACUUCCACUGGCCAGGGACGUCGCUCAAGACUCCAUCACUCCCUGCUCCCUGGAAGUUUUUGGCUGGUGAGACUCAGUUCAGUGUGGCAACCCAACAUUGGUGAGUCUAUGGGUCCUGGGACAGUUGAGCUUGAGUGUGGUGGGGAGAGGAAUGAUUAAUGCUGACUCCCAGAGGUGCUCUCACUGCCUAUUUCAGAAGAGAGGAGGGGGGCAAUGGAAGAGCAGAGACAAUGCAGCAAUGGACUAAGAUGCACAUAAUUUAGAAAUUCACAGACCUCAUUUAGGUUUUGUAGCUGCUAGAUCUGACAUGUUGGCUCAAAGAGUGCCUAAGAGGAUUUGGGUGGUGGACUGCUCGAAGUAUUUCCUGUGAGAUUUUUUCCUGAGGUGAUUCUCUGCACAUGAGCAUUAACAUUUCAGAUUCUGGAGUGCCAGAGCUUGGCUGGAAUGUUACCAGCUCUACUGGAAGAAGAACACUAGAACAACCUGUUUCUUAGUUGCAAAGCAAUGAUCCAAUAAUUUUCUGGAGAACUGUGGGACCCAGCUUUAACGAAACAGCAGACAGAAAUUACCACGGGAAUUCUUCCUCUGUAAAAAAUAUUUGUGGCUCCAGAAAUCUCUGUAGCUUUUCCCAAAAUCAAAGAGGAGUGAUUUGCAGGUUUAUGUAAAGAUCAGCAAAAUAAAGACUAUACCAAGGUAAAUGAGUUGCAAACAUGAGGAUGUCUCCAGUGAGAGAAGCAGCUUUCCAAUGCUGAGGUAGUGCAGAAGGAGCAAACAAUAAAGUGGAGGAGGCAACUGCCCCAAUUUGGUGUGAGAACAUUUGUGUGAUGCCUCCAGCUAUGUCUUGCAAUACGCACUGAAAUAAGCAUUGAAUUUCUUUCUGUGUUUGGACAGACAAGCUGGAGUCUGUACUGAAUGCUGCCUCAUCCUGCUGACAGCCCAGAUGACUGUACACCGAAAGAGAAGCAAUACAAGUAAACUGAAACAUUAAUAGAGAGGCAGCUGGAGUAAGGACAGAAAGAAGUCAGGCCAGCAUUUAAAAGCACAGUAGUAGAGCACACUUCAGAAUGCGUGAGUGCAUCUCUAUUCAUGUUGGCCAGGCUGGAGUUCAGAUAGGAAAUGCGUGCUGGGAACUCUUCUGCCUGGAGCAUGGCAUUCAGCCAGAUGGCACCUUCAAGGAUGUGCAGGAUAAACUCAACAAUGAUGACUCUUUUACCACGUUUUUCAAUGAAACAGGCACUGGGAAGCAUGUGCCGCGGGCUGUAAUGGUGGACUUGGAACCAAGUGUAGUAGAUGAAGUGCGGGCUGGGACCUUCCGGGAACUUUUUCAUCCAGAACAACUGAUCACUGGAAAGGAAGAUGCAGCUAACAACUAUGCCCGUGGCCACUACACCAUUGGCAAAGAAAGCAUUGAUAUGGUGCUUGAUCGUGUCCGUAAGCUGACUGAUGCCUGUUCUGGGCUGCAAGGGUUCCUGAUCUUCCACAGCUUUGGUGGAGGUACCGGCUCUGGAUUUACCUCCUUACUGAUGGAACGACUCUCUGUGGAUUAUGGAAAGAAGUCCAAACUGGAGUUUGCAAUCUACCCAGCCCCACAGGUCUCCACCGCUGUGGUGGAGCCCUACAAUUCCAUCCUGACCACACAUACCACCCUGGAGCACUCAGACUGCGCUUUCAUGGUGGAUAAUGAGGCCAUCUAUGACAUCUGCCGCCGAAACCUGGACAUUGAGCGUCCCACUUACACCAACCUCAACCGCCUCAUCAGCCAGAUUGUCUCCUCCAUCACGGCUUCGCUGCGCUUCGACGGUGCCCUCAAUGUGGAUCUGACGGAGUUCCAGACAAACCUGGUGCCCUACCCGCGCAUCCACUUCCCCUUAGUCACCUAUGCCCCCAUCAUCUCCUCUGACAGAGCACAUCAUGAGCAGCUCUCAGUGGCUGAAAUCACCAGCGCCUGCUUUGAGCCCAACAACCAGAUGGUGAAGUGUGACCCAAGGCAUGGCAAGUACAUGGCCUGCUGCAUGCUCUACCGUGGUGACGUAGUUCCCAAAGAUGUCAAUGUCGCAAUUGCUGCCAUCAAGACCAAGAGAACUAUCCAGUUUGUCGACUGGUGUCCAACAGGCUUUAAGGUUGGGAUCAACUAUCAGCCUCCUACUGUAGUUCCUGGUGGAGACCUAGCCCAAGUUCAACGAGCAGUCUGCAUGCUGAGCAACACCACGGCCAUUGCAGAGGCUUGGGCCAGGCUCGACCACAAGUUUGAUCUGAUGUAUGCCAAGAGAGCUUUUGUGCACUGGUAUGUGGGUGAAGGCAUGGAGGAGGGAGAAUUCGCAGAGGCCCGAGAGGAUCUGGCUGCCCUGGAGAAGGACUAUGAGGAAGUGGGAACUGACUCAUUUGAAGAAGAAAAUGAUGGGGAGUAGUUUUAAAAUACACCUUGUUUCUAGUGAGCACAGAAUUGUCUCUGUGUCACUUUAUUGCAUGUGUCUACCAUUAGGUCACCUUUUUUUGUAUGCAAUAUACAGAAAUUUAAGAGGGGUCAUGUAGAGACAUCUUUUAUUCCAUAAAUCACAGGUAAAUUGUCCUGUAAGAUAGCAUCAGUUGUAGUAAUGCCCCACUGCUCCCAGCAAUGCAAAAAGACUCACUCUUCUUCCUUGCACAUUUAAUGUAAGCCUCUCUAAGCUCUAAUGCACAUGCUAAACCCACUACA